Molecule: messenger RNA, 252 nt
Organism: Drosophila bipectinata
Lineage: Eukaryota; Metazoa; Arthropoda; Insecta; Diptera; Drosophilidae
Gene: Dso1
Product: Daisho1
Source: RefSeq, a predicted model, not a curated record
GUCAUACCUCAAAGCCAAUCAACCAACCAACCAACCAAACCAACAAUCAAAAUGAAAUUCUUCCAAGCCGCCGCCCUUCUCCUGGCCAUGUUCGCCGCCCUGGCCAACGCCGAGCCCGUUCCCCAACCUGGAACUGUGCUCAUCCAGACCGACAACACCCAGUACAUCCGCACCGGCUAGAACCAGAUACAAUGACUUUCAAACUGUCAUGCCAUUGAUUUUGUAAAUAAAAUUUAUUAAAUUUAAAAUCUA